AUGACUAGAAGGUACUCAGCGACAGAGAAAGCCAAAUGGGCCUCUGAACCUGCUGCUCCUCGUCGUAGGACUCCGGUUCAGAUCCCCGACCCCUCGGUUCCCCGUCGCAGGGCUCCGAUACAGAUCCCAGACACUGACAACUCUGCCCUCAUUGAACAGAACAAGUUCACUCUUAUCGGUAGAGUCUCUAACCCUACUGCUCAAAACACCAGAGCUCUGUUUGAAUUUUUUCUGCAGCAUUGGCAAGUCUCGGGUUCCAUCACAGGAAGGGCUUUAGGUCCCCACCUCUUUCAGUUCAGAUUCGAGUCUGAAAAGGACCUACUUAGCAUUCUGAACAGAGCGCCAUACCAUUUUAAGCAGUGGAUGAUCUUGCCCAACGUUGGGAACCAACAGUCUCAGAGACUUUCCCCUCCUUGA
Molecule: messenger RNA, 417 nt
Organism: Brassica oleracea var. oleracea
Lineage: Eukaryota; Viridiplantae; Streptophyta; Magnoliopsida; Brassicales; Brassicaceae
Exons: 1
Coding region: 1-417 (138 amino acids)
Source: RefSeq, a predicted model, not a curated record